AUGACGAAGGUGGUACCUGUGAUGGACGAUGAAGGUAAUUUUCACGAUGAUGAUGAUGGAGAUCAUGAGAAGAUAAAGGUUUGUGUGAAUGUGAAAAUGGAGAUGGUGAUGAUGUUUAAGGCCGAUCGAUUGAUGAAAAAUGGUAAUGUGGUGGUAUUAUGGUUUGUUGUUAUGGCGUGGAAAUGGAAAUUGAGAAGCAGAUGGAAGGUUGAUGGAAGGACUGUGAUAAAAACGGUGAGGCAGAGAGGGAUGAAGAAAUUUCGAUGGAGGAGUAGAGGUAGCUGUUGGCAAUUAAGAACGAAGAAGAAAAUGGAUUCCCCCAAUUUAUUACCUGAUCUCUCUGCUCUUUUCGUUUUUGUUCCCCCUUUUCUAUAA
Messenger RNA from Vicia faba (fava bean), 375 nucleotides. The record is from the annotation of a GenBank genome assembly. Lineage: Eukaryota; Viridiplantae; Streptophyta; Magnoliopsida; Fabales; Fabaceae.